Molecule: messenger RNA, 3679 nt
Organism: Labrus bergylta (ballan wrasse)
Lineage: Eukaryota; Metazoa; Chordata; Actinopteri; Labriformes; Labridae
Product: zinc finger and BTB domain-containing protein 7C
Biological process (GO): regulation of transcription by RNA polymerase II
Molecular function (GO): RNA polymerase II cis-regulatory region sequence-specific DNA binding; protein binding; DNA-binding transcription factor activity, RNA polymerase II-specific
Source: RefSeq, a predicted model, not a curated record
CCUCCCUUCCUCCUCGCUCUCUCUAGCUCGUCCUACAUGAGCCACACACAACAGUGAGCCUGACUCUUCAACUCCACACUCAGCUGCACAGACAGACCCAAGAUUCACACUCUGCUCUCCUCUGGUGCGCUGCUUCUUCUCUCCUCCAUUGGAUAUUCCUCCCCGGGUGCUUUUUAUUUAUUUUUUUAUUUUUCAUUUUUUUGUGAAUGGGCAUCAGUGGCUCGUGUGGGGAGCUUGUGAAUGGACUGACUUCCCCGGCUGACUGACUGACUGACUGACUGACAGGCUGGCAGAAUAAGAGGUGUUUCAAUUAACGAGGGGCAAUGCAGAGAGGUCAAGCGGGAAGCCACGGAGCCGCUUAAGAGUCUGGAAAUACAAAAGACACGAGAGGCGAAUCGAGAAGCUUAAGGUAACCAACAAAGGGAGGAGAAUGGUUCAUCACAGAGAAGAUGACCUGAUCGGGAUUCCCUUCCCGAAUCACAGCAGUGAUGUCCUCUGCAGCCUCAACGAGCAGCGGCGUGAUGGGCUGCUCUGCGAUGUCAUCCUCAUCGUCCGUGAUCAGGAGUAUCGCACUCAUCGCUCAGUGUUGGCCGCCUGCAGCCAAUACUUCAAGAAGCUCUUCACAGUGGCCACCACUGAUGGCGGAGACCACCAUCAAACAGCUGCUGUCUAUGAAAUCGACUUUGUAGCUCAAGAGUCCCUCACUGCCAUCCUGGAGUUCGCCUACACGUCUACUCUGACCGUAACGGCAUCAAAUGUUAAAGAGAUCCUGAAUGCGGCUCAGAUGCUGGAGAUCCCCUGCAUCAUCAACGUCUGCCUGGAGAUCAUGGACAGCGGGGGUGAGGGCGGUGGAGGAGGAGGAGCAAUGGAGGAAGGUGAAGAGGAUGAAGAAGAGGAGGAUGCGGAGGAAGACGAGGAGGAAGAUGAGGAGGAGGAAGACGAGGAGGAGGAUGUGGGUUCGAGGAAAGAUGAGCAGGAGGAGGAAGAGGACAAUGUCAGCGAGAGAUCUCUGCAGUCGUCAGAAAGCAGGGGGGAGCGGACGCCACCGGGGACGGAGGACUCGUCGCCUCCGGGCACCUCUCAGUUCCAGCAACAGUUUGAACUCCACAGAGAAUCCUCACAGUCACAUUCUCCAGACACCAUGAGAGGAAAGCAGGAGAGUAUGGAGAGUCGGGCACUGAAGGAUUUCUCCAUCGAGUCCCUCCUUCAAGAGGGGCUGUACCCCCGUAUGCCAACACUCGACAGGAGGGCCAACUUUUCCCCACUCCUCCCAGGCUUCUACCCCUCCAUGUGGGCCACAGAGUUCUCCACCUUCCCAAAGCAGCUCCUGGACCCGAGCCGCCACCAGCAUCCACAACACAGAAUUCCUCACACCUUCCCCACCUCUUCUCCACAUGAGACCUCCAGGCCCCUCGAUCUAGUUGUGAAAAGAGAGAUCAUAAAGGAAGAGAUGAAGGAGGAAGUCCCGCUUAGUCUGCUACACGGAAAUUUACUGAAGGAGUUUGUUGGCUCAGGCCUGAGCAGCUCCAUGAAUGCUGGAUCGGGGCCAUCAGAAGGUCACACUAUGGCUCCAAUAAAAGAUGAGGCGGACUUUCGGUCAUACCUUAGUUUCCUUAGCUCUGCGUCCCAACUAGGGACACUGUUCCCCCCCUGGCAAAUGGAGGAGGAGAGGAAGAUGAAACCCAAAGCAUCGCAGCAGUGCCCCAUCUGCAACAAGGUCAUCCAAGGGGCUGGGAAACUGCCUCGACACAUGAGGACACAUACAGGCGAGAAACCAUACAUGUGCACUAUCUGUGAAGUACGAUUCACGAGACAAGACAAACUGAAGAUCCACAUGAGGAAGCACACAGGUGAGCGCCCCUACAUCUGCCUCCACUGCAACUCCAAGUUUGUCCACAACUACGACUUGAAGAACCACUUGCGUAUCCACACGGGUGUCCGUCCAUAUCAAUGUGAGCACUGCUACAAAAGUUUCACACGAUCCGACCACCUACAUCGACACAUCAAGAGGCAGAGCUGCCGCAUCUCCCGCCCCCGACGGGGACGAAAGCCAGCCACUUGGAGAUCCACGCCCACAAGCAACUUCCUGUGCCCCCCCACUGCUACCAACAACCGGUUUGAGGAGAAUGGGUUAAGCCCGGCUUACCCGGGAGUCAAGAGUCAUGGACUUGGGGAGAUGCUCGGCCUCGGGAACAGAGGUCUGGGAUUUAAGAGUGCGGAGGGUACAAGCAGGGAAUGUAGGGACGAACGGCGAGCAGAAGGAAAGCACAUCACAGAGGAGGAGGCGACAGGAGCAGGGAGGCAGAGGGGAGUGUUUGCCUUUGCCCUGGCUGGAGAAGAAAUGCUUACCCACUCUCCAUUUUACACCACAACCUCUGAUCCCUGGACCAUGAGACUGGAGCGAGCUCCACCCAUCCCCGAGCCGGCCAAAUGAACCACGGUGUGAAGAAGGAAACAAAAAAAAAAAAAAAGGGACAAUAAAGAGAGUCUCUCUAAACUGGUCUGCUUCAGGACGCUAAAGCACCUUUUUGAAAAGUAAAAGAGAUCAAGGAACCUUUUGAAGCCUGCUGAUGUUGCAGCAUUAAGACAGAUUUUUAUUUUAUUUUUAUGCUUGUUUAAACACAUUCAAAUUAAAUGAUUUCUCAGAUGUCAUAUUGAAUAAUUGUUUCAGGCCUGUGGAUGUUUACAAUAUUUUUGAUAGCAUUUAAGAAUAAACAGUUUGACACUGCUAAUGAUGAUGUUGGAACAAGGUUGCAUAGAAAUUGCUUUAGUUAUCUACGAUGUUGUCUUAAAUUUUCUUUAUUAAAAAGUAGAAAAUCCUGCAAUGUACCCUGAUGCAAGUUGAGAUGAGGCUGAAAAGUAUUAAUAUGCAAGAAAAUAUAAAUCAACACCUUAAGCAGCAACUAUUAUACAAUGACAAAUGGAAGAAUUAGUGACUACAAUGAAUGUAAACAUUUUUAAAAAUAUAAAAACACUUUUGAAGUAAAUUGUUUCAGUUCUAUAUUAAAAAAGAAAGAAAAUAAAUGAGUUAAAGGCUAUUUUGGACUUUGUGUUUAUGUGUAAAAAAGAAUCAACAGUCGUUUUAACAUCAGGGCAUAGUCUGGUACUUGUCCUGCAUGAACUGGAUGUUUUAUUCUAACGUGAUUAUUUAAUUUCCCCCAAAAAAUGCAACCCACUUGAAGUCAAGACGAUAAAUUGAGAUAUUUGUUAUUGCAUCAUUUUCCUCUACUGCCUUGUUCUGAUUUGAGCUCCUUGUCUGCACUAUUGUACAUAAACUUUUGGCCAUGGUGGUAUUAAUUAUGUUUGCAAUGCUGAUGAUGUUAAACAAAGACUUUGAGGCAUCCAUCCAAAGACUCGUACUUUAAUAUUUCCCAGACUUGAAUAAGGCUUUGUUUAAAUGUUUAUGAAUUCAUGUCUUCAGAGGAUGUACAUUUUUGGCUAAUGAACUGCCGCUUUAGCACAAUAUGCUCGUGUUUUUUCUGCUGCAUUAAAUCAAGAGGGCUUGAGCCCGUUUUUUUCUCCAUAUAAUUUUCAUCUCUGAUUUGUUUUUAAAGAAGUUCAAAAAAGAUUUGAAUUGAAAUGGGAAAGUAUUUUCUUGCUAUUUAUGCGUAUUUAAAUGAUUGAGCCUUGGCUAUAUUUUGCAAAUCUGUUUUAUAAAGACACUAAAUGUUGAACUUUG